AUGGCGGAGGGCCUGGAGCCCGGAUUUUACCUGAAGUGGAAACACUGUGAAACGCGAGGCAUUAAGACCCUAUGCAACCUCACCAAACUUCUCAAUAGGCUUCAAAAAGACCACAGAGAUGACAUCUACCUUUACAUCUCUGGGCACCUGAACCCCAAUAAGCUCUACAGGCCUCCUGAGACCAUCUUAAACCAUUGGCCCAAUGCCAAGUGGCCGAGAGAGGAAAAAGCCCCCAGAGAGAAAAGGCAGCUGGCCCAGAAGGUCGCCCACAUGAAGGAUGCGUGGGCUCAUUUCACCAUCAACACUGCUCUGGUUCCAGACGACGCUGCAAACACCCGACUCUUCAGGUUCCUGAACCCCAAGCCUCCUGCUGCUCCUCUGGGCAUGGCCCGAGGCGAAGCUUUGCAAGAAGAGACAGAGGUGCACACAGUGCUCUCUCAGCAGCUCACGAGAGAGGAGCUGAGACUGGCCGAGCUGAGAAUCCUCAAGUACCGGCCCUCAGAGUCCAGCCGCCAGUGUGCACUGUCUCCCCCAGGCAGGGAGGAGUACCAGUUGGUUGACUCCUAUUUGGGGGGGAUAACAAAAGCCGACAGAUAUAGGAAGUUCCUGUGCUUCCAAAAGGACAUCCUUGCAAAGCAAGAUCUUCUGAAGAACGACUUCUUGGGGCACAAGGCAGUGGAGCACCAUCAGCAGAAGUUGGAGCAGGAGCUCCAGAAAAGAAACACGUACGACACUCCGCAGUUCAGCCGGCUGCAGAUCUUUGCAAAAACCUUUGAAGAUAUCUGUAACAGUUCCUUGAUCUUUGGUGACCUCUUGAAAGAAAUUAAGAACGAAUACGAAGUUUACAUGGCCACCCUCCUGGACUCCCAGCCAGUGGCCCCGUACGAGACUUUGCUGGCUCACAUCGAGGGACUAGAGAGCAGACCUGUGAAGACGGCCGAUGUGGACCAGGCCAGGGAGGACUUGAAAGUGGCCGUGAGGGCCACCAAAGCCGCCCUGGAGCACAAUGAAAAACUCAGAAGUGAAUUAGAGACAGAGCGUUUGUUGCUGCAAUCUGCCAAGGAAAACUCAGAAUCGGCCGGGAAAAAUGCAGAUAAAGAGGAGGACCUGACUCUUACUGAGAGGAUUGAGAAGAAGAGGUGUGAAAUACUCAAAAGGUGGGAUGAAAUCCAAGCUCUGGAAAAAGAAAUCAAGGGCACGUUGGUCCACUCGAGAAUUUCUGAGCUUACUGAGAGCAGCCUGAGAAGCACAGAGAGCGAGAUUUCAAAACUGGAGACAUCAAAUAGGAUUUUAAAGAAUAAAAUAACUGCUGUUGAAGUCCAAGUGAAGGAGACCAUGGAGAAGAGUAAGUUGAAUGAGAAGACACAGCGGGACCUUUGGGAGUUUAUUCACACAUUUGUAAAAUUAGAAGAAACACAGAAUAACUCUCAAGAAACUGAAGAAACAACCCCAGAAAUUUCCAGCCCCCCGAGUACAUAGCAUGGAUGAUCGCAGAUGUGUACAUGA
This is a messenger RNA of Echinops telfairi (small Madagascar hedgehog), 1506 nucleotides long. RefSeq names its product chromosome unknown C6orf118 homolog (gene CUNH6orf118). NCBI's taxonomy places the organism in Eukaryota, Metazoa, Chordata, Mammalia, Afrosoricida, Tenrecidae. The record is from RefSeq and is a predicted model, not a curated record. The transcript has 10 exons. The coding region runs from base 1 to 1479 and encodes 492 amino acids.